CAAAUUUGAAUUUUGUUGAUAAUUCGUUAUUUAAGCGUUUUUUGUCUUUUGUCAAUUUUUUACCUAUAGUUUUUGAAUAGGUAUAUGGCUGAGAUCAUAUCAAAAAAACAAGCCUAUUUCGAUAUAGAGUUUAUGAACGAAGAGCUAGUCUGUUGGUGUCUAAUCAUCACCCAUUUCAGCAUCCAUUAACUAAUUAGCGGAUUCUAAACUACAAAGGAUCAUGUCUGAUGAUUCGUCUGAUUCGGAAGUCUCAUUCGUCGUGAACACAAAGAAAAAAGGCAAAAAACUUAUUUUAUCAAGUCCAGAAUAUACAAGUGAUGAAGAUGUGGUCACCUCAUCACCGACACCACCCAGACGGUCAGUUCGCGGCAGGUCUUCGGUAAAGGCUGAAAUUGAGGACUCAUUUAAUUCAGAUGAUAUUUUAGACCAAUCCAUUGAGCAAAACUCAGGUUCAUCAUCAAAAUCUGAGGAGCAAACUUUUAACUUUAGCUCAGUUUCAUCAGAAAAAUCUGACCAACCUCGUGAGCUAAGCCGUAUUCCACAACCACUACCUGAUGAUGCCUUUGCCACUCCAAGACAGUUAAGAGAUAUAAUUCAGACAACUUCACCAAGCCUCGAGGAUGCAGGGGGUGUACAUAUUUCCGAUGUAUCUCGAUCUCCAACACCUGAAGAAAAGUAUCCUAUUUCACCAAUUCCAAAAGAAGAUGGAGUUGUAGAUACUUGCAAUGCUAGCAGUGAGGUUGUACAGAUCAGUGAUGAUGAAGAAUCUGUAGUCACCAUCAACACGUCUUCUGUUGAACAGAACCCAUCUUCUAUGUUGACUGAUAAUAGAGAGACAGUUACUGACGAUGUUUAUAGAGAGCAAUGUCAGAAAGUACAAAAACUUCAAUCUGAUAUCCAAGUAAUAAAUAAUACAUUGAGAACCGUGAAGCUUAACCUUUUAGAAGAUGGAGGACAAUCUAUUAGAGUUAGAAGAGCUUCAUUGGAACAAAAGCUGCUCAAAGAGGCAAGGACACUAUCGAAUAUGGAAAUUAACAGACAAUCAGGUGAUGUUCCAACAAUAGAGGAUCUUGAGAUGAAGAUUAACCUGGUGUUACCUCGUACUUUUGGUCAAAAGGCUAUGUCCACUUUCAACGCACAAAAAGCGCUUACAAUAGAUGGUUUGAAUGAGUUACAUGGAUCUCUAAAGACAUGUCCCACUGAAAAAGAUCUAGCUGAAGAUCCAGAAGGAUUAAAAGUGGACCUUAUGCUUCACCAACGAAGAGCAUUGGCAUGGCUCAUGUGGAGAGAAGAACAAAGACCUUCUGGGGGUAUAUUAGCUGACGAUAUGGGCCUGGGCAAAACCCUGACAAUGAUAGCACUGACGAUGAAAUCACUAGAAAACAUACAUGAUGAAGAAGAUAGGGGUGCGAAAGAAGAUUCUCAAUCAGGUGCUAAGUGGAAAGGAGGCACACUCGUUGUAUGUCCUGCCAGUUUAAUCAACCAGUGGUCGGGCGAGAUUGACAGAAGAACAAGAAGAGGAAAGCUUUCAUAUGAGGUGCAUCAUGGACCCAACCGAGAUACUAAAGCGAAAAGGCUAGCAAAACAUGAUAUCGUGAUCACAACGUACGCAAUAGUGAAGAACGAAAGUGAAAAGGAAGGAGCGUUAUUCAAUAUAAAGUGGAAACGUGUGGUUCUGGAUGAAGCCCACCAGAUACGAAACUAUAAAUGUCAAACUUCCGAGGCUGCCUGUCGCUUAGCGGCAAAAUCUAGAUGGGCUUUGACUGGAACGCCCAUUCAUAAUAAGGAGCUUGAUAUGUACGCCCUGCUGAAAUUUUUGCGCUGCUCGCCAUUCGAUGAUUUGCAGGUAUGGAAGCGUUGGGUUGGGAUGAAAGACAGAGGUGGUGAGGAAAGGCUCCACACAGUCAUAUCUUCUAUAAUGUUGAGAAGAACAAAAGCAGAAUUAGUAGAAAAAGGCAUGAUGAAUGCGCUGCCAGAGAGGACUUGGGAGUUGAUAGAAGUUAUAUUGAGCAAGAAAGAGAUGGCUGUUUACCAAAGAAUUCUUGUAUUUUCGAAAACGUUGUUCGCGCAGUUUCUAUAUCAGCACGCGGAGAAAAAGGAUGAUUAUCGUCUGGCAGAGUCCCUAAAAUCUCAAGAGGGACCAAAUGCGGAGUUUUUUAAAAUGAGGCAAAAGUUAUUGGGUUUGAACAGAGGAGAGGAAGUCAAACAGUCUAUAAUCUUAGUACUGCUCUUAAGACUUAGGCAGAUCUGCUGUCAUCCAUCAUUAAUAAAAAAUAUGUUAGGUGGAAAUGUAGGCGAGCUUGACGGCGGAGACGGGGGUGAUGAAGAAUUAGAUCUACUUGAGCAAUUGAAUAACUUAAAUUUGACUGAGGAAAAUAGCAUUCACGAUAAGUCUAGUAAUGAAAAUAAUGAUCCGACCAAGACCGAUUUCAAUAAGGUAGCAAGUAGUCUGUUGAAUCCAUCUAACCCUGUAUUUUCACCAAGCAGUAUUAGCAGCAAGAUUGUAUCUUUGAUGGAUGUAUUAAAAAAUAAAAUAUCGCUGCAAGAUGACAAAGUCGUGAUUGUUUCCCAGUGGUCUUCAUAUUUAGAGAUAAUAGAGGUGUUCCUGAAAAGAGAUGGUUACCGGUUUGAACGAUUAGAUGGCGGUGUUCCAGUUCACAAAAGGAUGGAGAUUGUUAAUAACUUCAACAAUCCUUCUAAUAAAAUAAGAAUACUCAUGUUAUCAUUAACUGCUGGAGGAGUAGGAUUAAAUUUAGUUGGUGCAAACCAUCUUUUCUUGUUGGACUUGCACUGGAAUCCUCAACUAGAAAAUCAAGCGCAGGAUCGUAUUUAUAGAGUUGGUCAACAAAAACCCGUCUUUAUAUACAAGUUUAUGGCAGCAGACACAAUUGAAAAGAGGAUUUUGGAAUUACAACAAAAUAAGUUGGGUAUAGCAGACAACAUGUUAACUGGCUCAAAACAAGUGGCAGCAAAUAAACUGACUAUUCAAGAUUUACGGAAGCUGUUCGAGAUGUAAUGUUUGUGUAUAUGGUUAUUUUUUUAUAUUUUAUUUUAUGAUUUUCAACUUACCUGAUAUUAUAAAUAAGUGUUUUAAACCAAAUACAGUUAUUUUAUGCAUAUAUUAGCUUUUCUGUUCUUUCAAAAUCUUACUCAGCACAAAACCAUUUUAUCAAAAAUUUCCCAAUUCCAGGCCGUAAAAAUAAUACUCGUCUCCGUUAAUCAUUACACGUGUUUCCAAUCAGC
This is a messenger RNA of Acanthoscelides obtectus, 3243 nucleotides long. The record is from the annotation of a GenBank genome assembly. Lineage: Eukaryota; Metazoa; Arthropoda; Insecta; Coleoptera; Chrysomelidae.